AUGGAAUCAGCCGUCAAACACAAACAGACUGACCAACAGCCGGACAGAACGCCUAUAGAUGAGGGAAAAAAAUGUAAUUUGGACAAUGCUGAUCAACAAAUAAAAUUUUCUAUUCGGAACAUCCUACAGUUACCGAGCGAAGCUCAGGGUGAAGAUGAACAUCCUGAUCCAAGGGUGCAUGAGAACCACAAGUCGGCCCUGAAGGGGAAACGGAAGCGGACCACGUUCUCCACACGUCAGCUACAGGAAUUGGAGAAGGCGUUUAGGAAGAUGCACUACCCAGAUGUGUUUCUGAGAGAGAAAUUGGCUUGCAAGAUAAAACUCCCGGAAUCACGGAUACAGCACUCACAGAGCAAGUUCCUGGCAAACUUCUUCAGAGAAAGUCCGGCGCCUGACAUGACAGCUAAGAUCACCACCAGCGAGUUGGUUGUACCACGAUCCUUUGUAACCCAUGGCAAUAACGGAUAUACUUACCAAUCCCAGACAGUCUCCAAGUCCUAA
Mizuhopecten yessoensis (Yesso scallop) is the source of this 501-nucleotide messenger RNA. RefSeq names its product paired mesoderm homeobox protein 1-like. The record is from RefSeq and is a predicted model, not a curated record. Gene Ontology annotation, molecular function: RNA polymerase II transcription regulatory region sequence-specific DNA binding; DNA-binding transcription factor activity, RNA polymerase II-specific. The coding region runs from base 1 to 501 and encodes 166 amino acids. The transcript has 3 exons. Lineage: Eukaryota; Metazoa; Mollusca; Bivalvia; Pectinida; Pectinidae. Gene Ontology annotation, biological process: regulation of transcription by RNA polymerase II.